This is a messenger RNA of Paramecium primaurelia, 2074 nucleotides long. NCBI's taxonomy places the organism in Eukaryota, Ciliophora, Oligohymenophorea, Peniculida, Parameciidae. The record is from the annotation of a GenBank genome assembly.
AUGUAAAUUCCAUAAGGUUAACCAGAAUAUAGACCUAGUAAAUUAACUAGAUAUUCUAACUAAACAUUUUAUUCAAUGGAAAAUUGUGAUGUUUUCAUUAAUUAAAAUGAAAAUAUGGAUUUGAUGAUGUAAUGAGAUUAUUACCUUAAGGGAUUAAAUGCCUAUAUUAUAAUAAGUGUUUGAUGUACGAUAUACAUAACAUAAAGAAAACUAAUUAUAGAAAUUUUACAAUAUGCCAAAUGAAGAAAGGAUGUUUUAUAUGAUUGAUAAGGAUUCAGGCAGAAUUUUUGACAUGCGAAUUCCAGAAGUAUCAAAUUUUCUAUUUAUUAAGUAAGCUAAAGAAAUACAAGAAAUAAUGAAUGGUAAUACAGUUAAUUUUACCAAGGAUCAAGCAUGGAAUGAUUUUAUGUACUAAAAUAAUACUAUAUAGAUUGUUAACUAAAAAAAUGAAUGAACAUCUUUUAGACUAUGCAGAAUUAGGUGAUGCAUAAUCAAUAGAGACAUUAUUAAUACCUACAAUUGAAUAUUAUCUUGAUGUUGAUACAAAGUAUUCUAAAUUCAUAAAUAAUAUUAAGAGGUCUUGAUGAUUGGACAGCUUUGCAUUUUGCAUCAAAUGAAGGUAAUUUAGAAAUAGUGAAUAUUUUAAUAAAACAUGGAGCAACAGUUGAUGCAUUAACUAAAUUUUAAAGAACCCCAUUCUUUUUGACUGUAAUGUAGAAUUACAUAGAUUGUGCAAAUGUUUUGUUAUAACAUAACGCCAAUAUCAAUAUAUAAGAUAAGGAUGGCAAUACUCCAUUACAUAUAGCAUCUUAAAUGGGAUCAACUGAUAUGAUAGCAUUUCUAUUAGAAAAGAAGGCUGAUCCUAAUAUAAGAAAUUUUUAUAAUUAGAAUUGUAUCCAAAUUUGCUGUGAUGCAAAUAGUUUAUAAAUUUAUAUAAAAUAUGGAUAUGUUCAUAAUGAAGAAGUAAUUAUAUUUGAUAUUAUAAUAAGAGUUAUGAAAGAACUAUAAUACCUGGUACUAAUUUUUUAUUAAGGAAUAGUAGAUAUGAUCAUGUAAUGAAAUUAAUGACAAAGGAGAAAUAGAAUGAAGGAUAAUCUACUACAAAUAGUUUUAAUUAAGUUACUAAUACAAAUAAUACUAAUAAGAAAAUUUGGAAAUUUUAAAAUCUAGCUAAAUUUUAAAAUGUUAAUCUUUUAAAAUAUAAAAUGACACCAAAUAUGUUUAAUUUUUAUUAAUUAUUGGGAAAAGGAUCUUUUGGAGAAGUAUAUUUAGUAGAUAAAAUUGGAUCAGAAAAUAAGAAAUUAUUUGCUAUGAAAAUAUUAAAAAAAGAAAGAAUGAUGUCAUAAAAUUUAUUAAAAUAUGCAGAGACAGAAAAAGAAGUAUUAAGUGUAAUGCAUCAUCCAUUUAUAGUUAAAUUGAAUUAUGCAUUUUAAACAGAAUCUAAAUUAUUUUUAGUAAUGGAUUUUUGUCCUGGAGGUGAUCUUUCUAAAUUAUUAGAUAUAAAAAGAAAAUUACCAGAAGAAGAUGCUAAAAUAUAUGUAGCAGAAAUAUUAUUAGCUAUUGAAUGUUUACAUAAAAAUAAUAUUAUAUUUAGAGAUUUAAAACCAGAAAAUGUAGUAUUAGAUUCAGAAGGUCAUGCUUUAUUAACAGAUUUUGGAUUAUCUAAAAAAGGAGUAACAGAUGAAGAAUUAAAUAAAUCAUUUUGUGGUUCACCUGCAUAUUUACCACCUGAAAUAUUAUCUAAAUAAGGACAUAAUAGAAUGGCAGAUUGGUAUGGUUUAGGUGUAAUGACAUAUGAAUUAUUGGUUGGUAUUCCUCCAUAUUAUGCUAAUGAACGUGAAUAAUUAUUUGAUAAUAUUAGAAAAGGACCAUUAAAAAUACCAAGAAGUUUAUCUAAUGAAGCAAAAUCAUUUAUAGUAGCUGUAAAUUAUUAUUAUUAUUAUUAUUAUUUAAGUUAUUAAAUAGAGAUCCAAAUAAAAGAUUAGGAUCUAAUUUAGAUGGAGAAGAAGUUCGUGAACAUUCUUGGUUAUCAAAUAUUAAUUGGAAAGAUUGUUAUGAUAGAAAAUUAAAACCA